Caenorhabditis elegans is the source of this 1132-nucleotide messenger RNA. It is a transcript of the gene pals-7, whose product is annotated as Protein containing ALS2cr12 (ALS2CR12) signature. The transcript is spliced from 5 exons. Lineage: Eukaryota; Metazoa; Nematoda; Chromadorea; Rhabditida; Rhabditidae. The coding region runs from base 218 to 1132 and encodes 304 amino acids. The record is from RefSeq and is marked reviewed.
UCAGCAGUUCUUGCUUUAAAAGUUGUCUCUCUGAAUUUAUUUUACAACUUUUCCAUACUUUUUAGCAAUUUGCCUGCAAGGUAUUUGACUGAUUUUUAUGGUUUUUCAAUACGGCGGAUAAAAAAUUAACAUGAGUGCAGCAAGAAACUACGUGUACGCAGUAGACUAUAAAUUGGGAUACCUACGAAUAAGAUACCCAGUGCCCCGGCAAAUAAGUAUGAAGAGAAUUCAAGAUGAUCAUGUAAAACACGUGAGAGAAUUGAGAGAAGAACAUCGAAUCGCCUUAGCGAACAAGAAAAAGUCGAACAACUCUGAAUUGGAAAAUAAGCGGAACGAGUUACAAUUAGAGGAAGAACAGUUGAAGAGAUCCAUUCAAAAUAUGGAACAUGACAUGAGAAUGCAAGCAAAGGAGGAACAGCGAUCUGACAUUGAAAAACACGAAUUGACGAAAAGAGAAAUAAUUGAACAACACCAAGAAACUAUAUCAAAUUUGAAUCGAUCAAUGUCGGAAGCGGAAAAGAGCAUGCGAGAACAGAAAUUCAUACAUCAGACCAAAUGUGAAGAAAUCGACUUGAUGAUGAAACUGAAACAAGGAGAUCUGGCCAAAGCACUCAGAAAUGAUAUUCUUGAAGAAAAAUAUAAUAGUACAGUCCAGCACGUGAAGCAUAUCUGGACUCUGAUCUCAAAGGCGAUGACGGUAAUUCACAAAUCCCUGACAAACGAUGAUAAACAAACGAUAAGUACAAGGAAUCGCGAGAUUCUCGUGACUCUUGUGAAGAAUAAAAUGGAUAAUUUGGAGGAAGCAUCAGAAAAAGUGUUGAAUUUCAAAGGAUAUGAUGGUAUGAAAGGCGGUGCGAAUACAAAUGUGGUAAAACAGAUUCUCAACAAGAUCGUUGAUGUUCGAAAUAGUUUGAACACAUUUUUGAGCACAUUCUCUGAGAUGGACAAAUCACUCAAGGCUUUCAAAGCUUUCAAGGAUAGGAUGAAUAUGUUAAAUUAUGCAGUCAGCAAGCUGCGUAACAUUAAACUACAGAAACAUGCUGACAUUGAAAUCAGAAAUAUGGAACUGAUUUUAAAUGAAUGGGAGAAGGAUUGCAAAUUUGCACACACUUCGAAAAGUCUUAUGAACUGA